Chanos chanos (milkfish) is the source of this 1386-nucleotide messenger RNA. RefSeq names its product receptor accessory protein 3b (gene reep3b). The record is from RefSeq and is a predicted model, not a curated record. The transcript has 8 exons. Gene Ontology annotation, cellular component: endoplasmic reticulum membrane; cytoplasmic microtubule; endoplasmic reticulum tubular network. NCBI's taxonomy places the organism in Eukaryota, Metazoa, Chordata, Actinopteri, Gonorynchiformes, Chanidae. Gene Ontology annotation, biological process: endoplasmic reticulum tubular network organization. Gene Ontology annotation, molecular function: microtubule binding. Bases 263 to 1051 code for a protein of 262 amino acids.
GGUACGAGGAAUUGGAGAAGCCAAAAAAAGUAAGCUCUUCAAAUAGCAGUAUUUUAAUAGAAGGGCUCUCGUGCCUUAUCGAACUAGAAAAUGCCUACUUCGAGUCAGUAGUAAUGAAGCAUGUUUUGGUGGUGACCGCUAACCUUAGAAGUUGUUACUAAAGUUUAUCCAACGGUAGUUAGCUACCACCCUAGUUUCGGCCUCUCCAACCCCGCAGGGCCCUCGUCUCCUUCUGACGCAUGUCUGACCAACCUGGGGAGAAAUGGUGUCGUGGAUUAUUUCAAGAUCAGUUGUGCUUGUCUUUGGUACACUCUACCCAGCAUACUACUCCUACAAAGCAGUGAGAACCAGAAAUGUCAAAGAAUAUGUACGCUGGAUGAUGUAUUGGAUUGUCUUUGCACUCUACACAGUGGUGGAAACCAUAGCAGACCUCACUGUAGCUUGGUUUCCCCUCUAUUAUGAAAUAAAGAUUGCCUUUGUGAUCUGGCUAAUUUCUCCGUACACCAGAGGUGCCAGUCUGAUCUACAGAAGGCUCCUGCAUCCUCUGCUGUCUUCAAAAGAAAGGGAAAUUGAUGACUACAUUGUUCAGGCAAAAGAGCGCAGCUACGAGACCAUGGUGAACUUCGGCAAACAGGGCCUAAGUAUAGCUGCAACCGCAGCUGUCUCUGCAGCUGUCAAGGGCCAAGGUGCUAUCACUGAGAAGUUAAGGAGCUUCAGCAUGCAUGACCUGACACAGAUAUCCCAGGACGAGGGAGGAGGCCAGCUUUACCCGGGGUACUCCAGCUCGAACCCCGCUCGCAGGGGCAACAUCGCCCAGGCCGACGGAGCCGGUUAUUAUUCUCACGAGCAAGAGGAUGGGAGCGACGAGGAGGGAGACACGGUGUUCUCCGAGGACGAAGCCGUGUCCUCCCGCGGCGUCAGGCGCUCCCACAGCGUCAAAGUGGUACGCUCCAAACUCCGCCGAGACGUAAGUCCCCGUUAUGGAUCUCUGAAAAUCAAAGGCAGGAAGAGACCAGGGCUCAGCUCUGUUAACUAUGCAAGUGAGCACUAAGAAGACAACUACUGAUCUCCAGAAGCUUUAGCAAUGCAGAACAAAUGUGUGUGUACAUAUUCUUGUCUCUUCAUACUGGGUAUGGGUUCCAUUCCUGUUCACAGCAGCUGUUUACCAAACCAAUUAUUUAUUUGAAAUAUAUUGCAAUGUGUUCAAGCCUGUACAGACAGAGAAUAUAAUGUGCUUUUAAAGGGAUAGUGAUGGAUUGUUUGGAUAUUUGUGUCAUUAGUGUAGGUAUUUUAAAAGCGUGGUUUUAUUCUUCUUAACUUGAAUUUCUGGAUGUCAUUGCUUUCACAUUUGUACUGAAAAGUUCAGAUUGUUGUGGUUGUGGGGUU